This is a messenger RNA of Mercurialis annua (annual mercury), 757 nucleotides long. Its product is annotated as protein FATTY ACID EXPORT 5-like. The transcript has 3 exons. Lineage: Eukaryota; Viridiplantae; Streptophyta; Magnoliopsida; Malpighiales; Euphorbiaceae. The coding region runs from base 202 to 561 and encodes 119 amino acids. The record is from RefSeq and is a predicted model, not a curated record. Gene Ontology annotation, cellular component: membrane.
AAAUAAAGAAAGCGGUUGACUAACUGAACUCCACGACCCACUCACCUGCCACCACCACUGUCACCCAAAAGCAUAUUCUUGACUCAAUCAAAACAACCCAAUUCAUAAUUUGACUCGGACAUCUUCUUAGCUUGAUCUACACUAAAACCCACAUUUUAUUUUCCGCAAAUCUCAUAGUGAACGAAAGAAAAUUUGAAAAAGAUGCAUGAUUUUUGCUUGACGAUCCCGUAUGGGUUAAUUCUGGUAGUGGGAGGGAUAAUGGGGUAUGUGAAAAGAGGGAGCACUGCAUCGUUAGGUGGAGGAGUGGGUACUGGAUUGCUUUUAAUUUUAGCUGGGUAUAUCGGUCUUAAAGCUUUUCAAAGAGGGAAAAAUUCUUAUCCUGCUUUACUCAUUGCCACUGUUUGUGCAGCGGUGCUGACAUUUGUCAUGGGACAGCGUUAUAUUCAAACCUCUAAGAUUAUGCCUGCUGGUGUUGUUGCUGGGAUAAGUGCUCUCAUGACUGGAUUUUAUCUUUACAAAGUUGCAACUGGGGGCAAUCACAUUCCAGCCAAGGCUGAGUGAAUGCGUCCAGAUACGUAUACCACUACUUACAGGAGAUGAAUUGGGAUAUAGAAACUCAGAAUGCCUGUAUUGGAAAUUGUUAGUUGCCUGAACAAAUUUGAACUGGCAUCCUGUGUCCUUGUAUUAGUUUUUUGUAUGAUACAUUUGUCCUUUUACAUCAGAUAUUUUUUAAAAGAGAAACCUGAAACUUACUGUA